AUGGAGAGUCACGCUUCCGCCGAGGGCUUCUGCCUGUGCCACUUGAUGAGUGUGUGGCACACAAUCGGCCGGAUCGGCCUCUACUUGGGCUACUACAACGUGGGCUAUGCGGAGCAGCGGCGGCGCUUCGUGGGCGACGAGCAGCUCUACGUCCACCUGAUGGCGCUGGUGAAUCUGCUGGCCAGCCUGGCCUACCUCUCGCUGAGUCAGCUCUGGACCUACGAGCCGUUUGUGUUCCUGCUGUACGUGCCGCUGUACGUGUACUUCCUGCUGCUGCGGCGCCACCUCACGGAGCUGUUGAACGAGUGUGCGACGACCCACAGGAGGAUCCAGCGGGUGCUCGGGGCACUGUUCUGUGUGCGCAUCCGUCGCGAGUGCUCCUACACACUCGCCUCGAUCGUCAUGCUCGUUUCGCUGCUCUCGUGGCAGCUGCGGAUGUACUCCUUCUACCAGUCGUGCUUCAUAGCCGGCGUGGCCUUCAUCUACCACCUGCAGCUGCUCUUCUUCGGCAGCUACCUCCUGUGGCUGUCCUGCAUCUACCGCUCGCUGAACGCCUUCCUCUGGCGGCACAUGCGAAGCGACCGCCUGGGCCUGCUCAGGGCCCUGCUGCGCGAACAGUCCGCCAUUUGGCGCCUGCAUCGGAGGGUCACGCGGUACUUCGGCCUGCAUUUCGUGAGUUUCAUGGCUCUGCCCGGCAUCCGGCUGCUGUUGAUGCUUCAGCACGGCACGGGGCGGCAGCUGAGCCUCCAGCUGGUCUACGUAGUGCUGCUCCUGCUGCUGCAGGCUCUCCUCCUCCUGAUCGGCCUGAAUCUGCAGCGGCAGCGGCGGCGCUUCCAGCGGAACUUCCUCCGCCUGCGGGACGACCCCAACUUGUUCGUAUUGAGGUCGUGGCGUCUGCUGCAGCAUCGUACGCUGCCCCAGGCCUUUGGUGUGACGCUGAUGAGGCGGCGGCAGCACUUGAGGAGGAAUCAGGAUAUUGUAACCACAAUGUUCUCCACAAACUUUGCCGCCACUCAGUUGGUGCCACAUCCCCUGCUGCUCUCCUCCGUGGGCUGCAAGGCCUUUAGCCUGGCCCUAACUCUGGCCACCUUCCGGGCUCUGCUCGUCAGCCACCUGCGGGAGCUGCUGCUCCUGCUCGUCCUUCGUUUGCUGCUCCACAAACACUUCAAUUCGGACGAAAGCGGGGAGGGGGAGGGGCCUUUCGACGACGAUUCCAACGGCAAUGUAACGCAGACAAUUAGCCAGGUCUAUCGCUUCUAUUUCUAUGACGAAUUCGAGUGA
Drosophila pseudoobscura is the source of this 1281-nucleotide messenger RNA. It is a transcript of the gene Grl62b, whose product is annotated as Gustatory receptor-like 62b. The record is from RefSeq and is a predicted model, not a curated record. The transcript is spliced from 2 exons. The coding region runs from base 1 to 1281 and encodes 426 amino acids. NCBI's taxonomy places the organism in Eukaryota, Metazoa, Arthropoda, Insecta, Diptera, Drosophilidae.